UUUAAAUCAUGUAUUUAUUUCUACCAAAUAAAUUAUUCCUUUAUUUAUUUUUAAUUAAACGAGGAACUACAAUUUAUCAGAGAUCAGAGAUUUAGACAAGGAAGCUACAUGCCACUCUUGUGUGCAAUUCCAUUUUAUGGAAUCUACCAAACAAACAGGAAACUAGAAAUUUUCAAACAGGAAAUCGAAAAUUUCUAGAAUCGAGCAGCACCUUCAGGUUUUCAGCGAAAGCUGGUCAGGCUUGGAUGUAAGCUUAAAAAAAGAAUGCAUUUCAUCGCAGCGGGUUAAGGUUGUGUGCUCUUCAAGAACGUCAUGUUGCAAGUUCAAGCCACAGUAUUUUUUAUUUAUUUUUUUCUUCCCCCUGCGAUAUGUGCUGUUUUAAAACAUAAAUAAUUUGUUUAAUAUAAAUAGUGUAUAUUUAUAUAUGAAAUGAAAUUAAAUAUGAAACUGCUUGCAUACCCUGGUUUGUUUUGACAUUGACCAACAGGUGGAAUCACAUGAUUGGUAGAUGUCCAGUUAUUUAGCUUUUCUGUUUGAACAGUCGCUACACACCCUUAAAAAGUAGACGGAAGCGGAAGAAGAAGAAUUUUACCUUAGUUUGAUGACUUAUAUCUCAUUGUGUGUAAGAGGUAUGUACGUUUUUUUUCACAUUUGAGGUAAGAAAGUUUCAGACUUUUAAUACUGGUACAGAUGGUAAUUCUAAGCGAUUUAGUUUUGUCGCUGCAACAUGGUAAAAACAGCUAAACUCUUUGAGCUGUAUAGAGACUCUCAGUAGUUUCAAAAGACUCUCAAUAGUUUCAAACAAGUUUUUCUAACUUGUACGAGGAACUACUGUUCCUCUCAAUACAUGUUAAACACUGACACUCGGUGGUGGUUCUUGGAACUGCAAUGAAAUAAUUCAGGAAAAGCAUUGCCAAUUGUAGUUUAAUUUUUCAAUGGGUGGUUCUAAUUACAAUAAGAUAUGUGUUUGUGCUGAGACAAAGGGAGGAUUUUACACUGUAUGUUUCAAUAGAGAUCUUGCAAAUAAAUAAUCAUACUUAUUAUGAUGAAACAGAUCGUUGAAAUAAAAGAAGCAAACAUUUCUUCUCUCACACAGACUGCAUCAUGUAGGCAGACAUCACCCGGUGAAGAUGAAAAGUCAAGGUUGAAAUUAAAUCAGAUGUUAUCAAAAGAAUUAAUACUGCACUUGAUUUUCUUCUAGGUGCUGAAAUGAGGUGAUUCUGAUUUUGAUGAAGAUUCAAAUGUAGGGACGGGUGAAGACAACAAUGAAACAUUCAGCUGAUGAUCAUAUACAGAAUCUCUUUCACUCAAAGAACAGAACUGACCAUUGAAAUUGUUGUUCUGUUAAAGAACAAAUAGACUAUGAGAUCACCUUUCAUGGACAUACAUUUUUUUAAAUAAUGGGAUAUUUAAAUGAUAUACUGUAUCAUUGAAUAUGUCUGGAAUGAAUGAAAGAAAAUGUAUGUUAAUGUUAUUUGUAACAAUGGGUUAGUAAUACAAAUAUUAUGUAAAAUGAUUGCUUUUGUGGGGUAUUGUAAAGCAUAUCACAAGAUGUAAUGGGGUUUGCAUAAUUAAGGAGAAAAGGGGUAAUUGUUUACUAAUGUUGCAGAUAGAUAGUUAAGCAUUCAUACACUAUUUUAGUACUUAUUCAAUGUAGAGAUCAUUUUUUAAGUUAGUUUAAAUCAAUCUGAUGUGAACAUAAGGUUGAUAUGGUUUGGAAUAUGGAUUCUGGAAAAUGAUUUUUACAUACACAAAUGUUAAAGUACUGUUUUACUACAAAUGUGAAAAAUUGUAAGAAAUCAAAUCUAUUUUUGUGUUACACCUGUUAAACAUCUGUACAUGGAAAAUAUGUUUUUUCCCUCUAUGCCAAAGAGAAUGAUGAUUCAUGCUGCUGAUGCCUAUGAUUUCAAUAAGUUUCAAGUAAAUCCUUUCCAGAAAUUACAGAUAGAUUGAAACAACUACUGAGAGAGGAAGAAAUGCAGGUUAAAGUGGACGCUCAUCAAGACAAAAUUGAUGAAUUCAUACAUGAAGGAAAUUUGGAAUUUCUGUACAAGAAUACAUACUAGGAUUAUCUGUUUAAGGGAGCAGUAACCUUGAGUUUAACUAUUUUUGUAAUAACACUGAUGAUGUUUAUCUAUCUUUUUCGUAUGAGUCACUAGUAUUAUGGUGAAAUAAUUCAAAUUCACACAAAGAAACUUAUCUUAAUGAGUUGUUGAUUAUAUGAAUUAUUGAUUUAAUAACCCUAUCGAUGGCAGGUAUUCAAAGACGGGUAAGAUCUAGAAUGCAUCUAGACAACCCAAGACAGAAGCUUGUCGCUGGGAUUAAAUUCAAUCUUAAAUCAAUUCCUUAUAAAUCACUACUUUGGAUAAAGUUUGUAUUAUUUUGUAUCACUUAAGUAAUUGAAUAUGAACUAUUAUGUACUGUGUAUGAUGGUGAGAUACUCUCAUAUAUUUAGAGUAAGGGAGGAUUGUAAGGAAAUUUGAUAGUCCAUAUUCAUAUUGUUAGAAUAUUGUAUGUAUGGUACUUUCAGUGGAGAGACAUUGAGCACAGAGUUUAGGUGGGGUAUUUUGGAAUGCAGGGUCUGUCAAUACAUUGCAGAUUUGACUAGAGGGAAAACUAGAGCAAAUAUGACCAUUUAUGGGCAUUUGUGUAGGGGGUUUUACAGCUCUGCUCUGCUUGCUUGCAUGGGGGAUGGGAGAAUCUCAGAGAACAGAUGCAAAGGAAUGUUUGUGAGGCUUGGAGACUUGCCAUGUACAGAUAUAGUGAGGAGGGGUCAUAAAUGACAUCAUUAAAAGGGUCUGUUUUGGAAUCUACAAAACUGAAGUUAAUGCAUCGUGUGGUGCUCAGUUUUAUUUAUUUAUUUAUUUAUUUAUUAGCAGAUGCCCUUAUCCAGGGCGACUUACAAUUGUUACAAGAUAUUACAUUACACCGUGUAACAAAUUUUUUAUUUUUUUUUGUUCCUGGGUAGUAAGUGUUAUUUCCUAAUUGCUUAUGCCGCAAAAGUAUAGAAAAUGGCUAUUAUUCCCGACAAACUUUGCUUUUGUGACCAGGACAGUGAUAUUUUGAAAUUUACCUAUUUUCCAGAACAUUCCAGAUAGAUUCAGUGCUGAGUAAACUUGGAGUAACUUCUAGAACUUUCUAGAACUUUCCAGUAAUAUAAAUAGUAGUAUAAAUACAGGGGCCUUAAGCCCACCAGUUAAGUUUAGUUCCAGCUGCCUAAGUGGAUACAUAUCUGCAUUUUUCUGAGAUGGCAUCAAGAGGCUGCAAGCAUCCGGCAGACGCAUUUUGCUAUGUCUGCGGCCAAUUUAUCAAGACAAGAGCGAAAAAGUACUCAGUGGAAGCAUCUGCUAAGAUGUGUGAGGCCUACAAGGCAUAUUUCGGCAUGCCUGUCGGGGAUCAAGACAAACCCUGGGCACCUCAUUUCACCUGCGAGCACUGCAAAAAAACUCUGGAAGGCUCAAGCAGUGGAACUUGUUGGAUGAAAGUGCAAGUCGCAGAUCAGAGGAAGCGUCACCAACCUUUUUCCAGCUUCUUCACCCGUCAAGAUGGGCUCUGCUUCUGCCACAAUGUGACCAGUCUGUUCGAGGCAAUCGGAAUCGCCUGUAACCAGAAUGAGUGGCGCCUCUUCAUUGACAGCUCAUCCAGGAGCCUCAAAGCCGUGCUGCUCCAUAAUGGUAACAAGUACCCGUCUCUUCCCCUGGCUCACUCGGUGCACCUCAAAGAGGAUUACAACAGCAUCAAGACCUUGCUGGACGCCUUGAAGUAUGAUGAGUACGGCUGGGAGGUCAUAGGAGACUUCAAAAUAGUGGCAUUCCUGAUUGGUCUCCAAGGCGGUUUUACCAAGUUUCCCUGCUAUCUUUGCCUUUGGGACAGCAGGGACACCAAGGCGCACUACCACAGGCGGGACUGGCCACAGCGGACCGAGUUCUCUGUGGGGAGGAACAACGUCAAAUGGGAGCCACGGAAGGUGCUGAUGCCACCACUGCACAUCAAAUUGGGCCUUAUAAAACAAUUUGUCAGAGCUCUAGAUAAGGAGUCGGCAGCCUUCAAGUACCUUCAAGACUUCUUCCCUAAGCUGUCUGAGGCAAAGGUCAAAGCCGGUGUCUUCGUCGGACCACAGAUAAAGAAGAUCCUGGAGUGCAAUGAAUUCCCCAAGAAGCUCACUAGUAAGGAGAAAGUGGCUUGGAACAGCUUUGUCGCAGUGGUUCGGGGCUUCCUGGGCAAUCACAAGGCCGAAAACUAUCCGACAGCUCCCUCUUGUGGGGUUCUGGCCACCAAAUUUCCUGCAGCGAAAGUGAUGCAGGGGAAGGUGGUCUCCUGA
Acipenser ruthenus (sterlet) is the source of this 4321-nucleotide messenger RNA. RefSeq lists its product as uncharacterized. The record is from RefSeq and is a predicted model, not a curated record. Bases 3248 to 4321 code for a protein of 357 amino acids. The transcript has 3 exons. Lineage: Eukaryota; Metazoa; Chordata; Actinopteri; Acipenseriformes; Acipenseridae.